AUGAUUGGUACUGAUAAUAAUAAAUUGUUUGUUACAGAAGAAGAAGAUGAAGGUAUUCCAACUCCAGCUGCUGUGAAAAAUGAAGAAGUAGAAGACAUAGAUAUGCAGGAUUUCGAUAAUAGCAAUGCGCCUGGAUACGCUCAACAAUACAGUAAUGUAGAUGAUGAAGAUGAAGAUGAAGAGGAUCCUAUAAUUGAAAGUUUCCCUGUAAAUAUUGCUGGAAACAAUGAGAGUCUGUAUAUUUUCCAAUACGCAAGUAAACCCAAAGUUGUAGGUAAGAAGCCCGCAGAACAUCCAUUCAUUAACGAAGCAAGAUAUAAGAAGAAAUCAAGUCUAUGGGAAUUGGAUAUCCCAUUAGAUGAAAACUCUUUCUUUAAUAGCGAUAAAGCUGAUGGUACAUGGGGGAAGGCAAAUAUUCAAACUUUGAAAGGGGUUGGAGUUCCAAAUGAUGGUCAAUAUACAGCAUUCGUGGCGAAUGGUCAAAUAUAUCUAACACCCAUUAAGACUGUUGCUCAAUUGAGACCAUUUUUUAAUUAUAUAGAUGCAUCUAAUCAGGAGAGGAAGCAAGAAGAACAUAAACAAAAUGCUUCUGCACAUUCUCAAAGAGCCCAAGUGGUCACCAUGUCUGUGAAAAGCGCUAAUGAUCAAACACAUAAUAGAUUAACAGGUUCUUUAUUAGCUCAUAAAGUUGCAGAUGAGGAAGAAAGUGAAGCUUUAAUAUGGGCAGAAAAUACCUACGAACAAUUCAAAGAAGAUAUCAUAAAGGAAACAGAAAGGACUGCAUUGAAACCUUUAGAUACUAAAGAAGAUUAUUUAACAAAAUUAAUAUGA
Molecule: messenger RNA, 831 nt
Organism: Naumovozyma dairenensis CBS 421
Lineage: Eukaryota; Fungi; Ascomycota; Saccharomycetes; Saccharomycetales; Saccharomycetaceae
Gene: RPC37
Product: DNA-directed RNA polymerase III subunit C37
Exons: 1
Coding region: 1-831 (276 amino acids)
Biological process (GO): DNA-templated transcription
Cellular component (GO): RNA polymerase III complex; nucleus
Source: RefSeq, a predicted model, not a curated record